UGGGCCCUUGAGUUGUGCCGCUGCCGGAAAUGGUGUAUAGGGAGUUAGAGAAUUGUGGAAACGGAGUUCGGAGUCCUGCGGAGGAAGAGCCUUCAGAUCGGAAGCACUCGAGCAGGAAUUGACUGGCUUUUAUCUUUUGCUAAAGAUCUGUAGCAAAGUAAUGACAAUUGCACUGUGAUUUGUGAAAUGUGAUGAGUGAAGUCCUGGGCCAGAUGUACUGUUUUUAUGUCACGCUAUAACAGUAGCUCUCCAGCGGUACUGCUCACGGAUGAUGAAUCGCUCUGCACGUUGAAGUCAGUGUAUGCCACGUCUGGCAGUUACCAGGAGCAUGGUGGACUGCGACAGCAGCUGCAAUUCUACAUUCCAGAGCUCAUGCUGUACUGUGAGCAGUGGCACGAGGGACGAUUGCAGCAACCAUGGACAGUACUCCCAGACUGUGUUUGAGGAGAUGCAGGGCUACGAUGUGGAAUUUGACCCACCACUGGAAAACAAAUACGAGUGUCCAAUUUGUCUGAUGGCAUUAAGGGAGGCGGUGCAGACACCCUGUGGCCACAGGUUCUGUAGAGGCUGCAUUGUGAAAUCUAUUAGGGAUGCUGGACACAAGUGCCCUGUGGAUAAUGAGAUGCUGAUGGAAGCCCAACUUUUCCCAGAUAAUUUUGCAAAACGGGAAAUUCUUUCCCUGACAGUCAAGUGCCCCAACAAGGGCUGUUAUCAGAAAAUGGAGCUACGACAUUUGGAGGACCACCAGGAGCAGUGUGAAUACGCCAUUGUUGACUGUCCGCAAUGUGAUGCUUUGCUCUGGCGAAAGGAACUGCAGGAGCACAUGGAAUCUGACUGUCCCAAGAGGCCUGUCGCCUGUGAGAACUGUGCCAUGCUGAUGGCCUAUCAGGACAAAAAGGAUCAUGAUCUCAGUUGUCCAUUGGCCAAUGUUACUUGUGAGUACUGCAACAUGGAGCUAAUCAGAGAACAGGCGGGACUUCACUUUAUCUUCCUGACCUUGGGGAAAAUGGUGAUAUGGAUGCCGAAUCAUUACAACCUGGACUGUCCAAAAGCACCUGUUCCCUGCACAUUUAGUGUCUUUGGCUGCCCAGAAAAGAUGCAGAGGAACGAUCUGGCAAUGCACCUACAGGACUACACACAGGCCCACAUGCGGAUGAUGGCCCAAACAUUGCGCAGUGUGAGCACGGGACUAAACUCCCAGGUGUCCUGCAUUGAUAUGUUGAGUUCAGAGGUCGACUUCCAGCCAGCAACACUCCCAGGGCCGCUGCAGGCAUCGCACUUGCAGCCAUCACCUCUGCCACUACCAGGGGCCUCAGCAUCAUGUGACUGCUCACCUCUAAUCCAUAACCUGAAGGAGACUGUCCACCAGCUGGAGGGGCGCCUGGUCCGGCAGGAUCACCAGAUCCGUGAGCUCAUUGCCAAAAUGGAAACACAGAGUGGUCAAGUGGGGGAGCUGAAGCGGGGUGUCCGUGCGCUGGAGGAGCGCCUCAGUGAGCUGGAGUCCCAGCAGUGCAAUGGGAUUUUUAUCUGGAAGGUGGAAAACUUCAAAGCCCACCUGCAGGCACAAGCAGAGGACCAGCCCGUGGUGCUCCACAGUCCCGGUUUCUACACGGGCAAGCCAGGCUACAAGUUGUGCCUCCGCCUGCACCUGCAGACACCCAGUGCCCAACGCUGCUCCAACUACAUAUCGCUCUUUGUGCAUACCAUGCAGGGCGAGUAUGACAGCUACCUGUCCUGGCCCUUCCAGGGCACCAUCCGGCUCUCUAUUCUUGACCAAUCCGAGGGCCCCACCAAGCAGAACCACGAGGAGAUCAUGGAAAGCAAACCUGAGUUGCUGGCCUUCCAGCGGCCCUUCCAGGAGCGCAACCCUAAGGGCUUCGGCUACGUCACCUUCCUGCACCUCAAGGCUCUUAGUCAGCGCAUGUAUGUGAAAGAUGACAUGCUGCUGGUCCGCUGUGAGGUCAUGACCAGGUCGGAUCUGAACUGGAUGAGGAAGAAUGACUUCCAGUCCCGCUCGACAGAAGGCUGUCUGUGACACUUAGCUGGUGCCGCGCUGCCAUUUAAUAGCAUAACUUUAUGUUCUCAGGGCAAGGGCCUGGCCUAUUACUAUAUAGCCAGUUAAGUGUGUUACUUUACAUUGGGUAAGAAGAAGCCUACUUCCUCCUCCCUCGGUCACUGUGGGCAAAAACAGAAUGGCCCAUUGCUCUGAGUGCUUAAAAAUCAUUGGUUACAGACUAGUAAUAGAUACGUACUGGUAAAUCUGAAUUGAUGUUGCUAGCCAUUUAUUUACAGAAGUUUAUUUUCAUAUUUACAUUUAACCAUGUUAUGAUCUCCUGUAUCAGUGUGACUAAGCUGAUUUGUGUCUAAUGUACAUGACACCACACAUCUAUUGUAUAAUAAAUGCGAAUGUAUAUUUUUUUAUGCUAGUCGAGCUUAAGGGACACUGGUGCUGGGAAGGGGCUGAAUGUGCAAGAGGCUUGUUUCCUGUUCACAGAUAUAAGAGUUGUUUUCAAUCUGAUCCGCUAUCCCCUGCUCAGACAAAAAUUGAGUCCACACUUCAGUCCUGCCUUGCAAAGUGCAUGUUCCAAGAGCAGAAACCUGGCUUCCUUUUGUGGCCUCAUCAGGUUGCAGUUCCAAGUGCCAGAGGCUGGGCCUUUUUUUUCCCAUUUUGCUGAGCUGCUUCCUCCUCCUUUCACUGAUUUGCUCCCGCUUCUCCUGAAAACUUGUUUCUGUGCUGGGUGAGUUCCAGGACGUGUGCUAAGUACCAUUCUUCAGGCCUGAGCCAAGACUGCCUUUCUCCAUGCCCCUCUCCUUGCUUAAUAUCCAUAUUUCCAGCAAUAUUUGCUGAAUGUGGUUUACCCUCUGUCUCCUACACCCCAUUCCAGGGACAUCCCUUCUGUCACUGCUGAAAUUGGCUAACUUGGUUUAAGUCUGGCAUGGAAUAUAGGACCUUCCUUAACUUGCUCCAACCUCAGAACAAUCAGCAUUAUUUAAAGAAGAGCAUGGGAGUUUUCCUAAUGUCCUAGUCAACAGUUAUCCCUUAGCUCCACACCACUUAUGAAUGACCAUAUAAUCAGUUUUAUUUCAUUGCUGUUUGUGGGACCUUGCUGUGCAUAAAGUGCCUGCCAUGUUUCCCUACAAUAGAACAGUGAGGGCAUUGAAACACUUUGGGAAUUUUAAAGGCAUAAAAGGUGCUAUGAAAUUCCCAAAGUGUUUCAAUGCCCUCACUGUUCUAUUGUAGGGAAACAUGGCAUAAAAGGUGCUACAUAAUGGACCUGUCAUGGUGUCUUCUGCCUGCUGGUGAAGUGAAAGAGGCUCCAGGUUCAUGGGGAGCAGUCAGCUUUGUUUCAUUAUAAAUGUGCCUCACCCUGGUAAAAGUAGUGGUGACCAUAUAUUUGUUUUCACACAAUUUCCCUGACAAAGAUCAUUACACCGGGGUAAGAAAUUCCUCACCUUAACCAUUCCCAUUAAUUCUGCCCUGUCCUCUGGCUUCUGAUUUUUUUUUUUACAAAAGCACCUACGUUCCUGACUACUUAUCCAUCUCGGAAUUAAAAACAAAUCAGUGGAGUUCCUCCCCAGUGGUGUAGUCAGUGGGUAAAGGCCACCACCCAUGAAAUCCAUGCAAGUCAGGUCAGCAGAUUGACAGUCUGCUCUGUACCGCAUGAGCUAGGGCAGCGGGUGAGAUGCUGCAGUUGCCCUGAGCACUUCUGGGCUGGUUUGCAGACAAAUCACCAGCCAUCUCUUCUAUUUACUCCAACUCUAGAAGUGUUGGAAGUUGGUGAGAACAGCAUAGUGCUUUAGCUGAGAUGACAUUGAUAGUUGAAUGACCUGUGCAGCCUCCAGCAGAGAGAAUAAACUCUUGGGGCAAGUGGUCUAAAGCACUUGCCAUUCAUAAAACAGUACAGCAUCAGGCAACAUCAGUAGAUUGUUAAAAGAAAGAGUUGUUGAAUGCUAGCUUGAUCAAUAGGAGUCGUCUAAGUGAGAGAGAAAAGUAUGAGAAUAAAUAUUUGAUUAAAAAAAUUUGAAAACAA
Molecule: messenger RNA, 4031 nt
Organism: Carcharodon carcharias (great white shark)
Lineage: Eukaryota; Metazoa; Chordata; Chondrichthyes; Lamniformes; Lamnidae
Gene: traf6
Product: TNF receptor-associated factor 6
Exons: 9
Coding region: 302-2035 (577 amino acids)
Biological process (GO): interleukin-1-mediated signaling pathway; regulation of apoptotic process; tumor necrosis factor-mediated signaling pathway
Cellular component (GO): plasma membrane signaling receptor complex
Molecular function (GO): ubiquitin protein ligase activity; tumor necrosis factor receptor binding; zinc ion binding
Source: RefSeq, a predicted model, not a curated record